Messenger RNA from Anguilla rostrata (American eel), 2537 nucleotides. It is a transcript of the gene pter, whose product is annotated as phosphotriesterase related. The coding region runs from base 181 to 1230 and encodes 349 amino acids. Gene Ontology annotation, biological process: catabolic process. NCBI's taxonomy places the organism in Eukaryota, Metazoa, Chordata, Actinopteri, Anguilliformes, Anguillidae. The record is from RefSeq and is a predicted model, not a curated record. Gene Ontology annotation, molecular function: zinc ion binding. The transcript has 5 exons.
CAGAUGUAAUUAUUAACAUGCAGCCUGGAGCAGGAAAUGGCUCACGCUCUGAAACAAUUUCUUGCACAGACUUCUCGCGAUAGUUUAAUUUAACGAUGCGCUCGACUUCUUUUCACUCGCGCAAAUCCUGCACGUCAAGGACACUUCGCUUCAGGUUUUUCCUCCGGACCUCAGACAGCAAUGUCGGCGCUCAGCGGUAAGGUGCAGACGGUGCUGGGCCCGGUGGAGCCGAGCCAGCUGGGCCGCACCAUGACCCACGAGCACCUGACCAUGACCUUCGAGUGCUGCUACAUGCCGCCGGCGCCGGGGGACAAGGCCGUUUCCGAGGCCCACAUCGAGAUGAAGAACCUCUUCUGGCUCAAGCAGAACCCGUACAGCAGCCCGGAGAACCUGCUGCUGAACCAGGAGACCGAGGCCGUGCGGGAGGAGCUGCUUCUCUACCGGCGGGCAGGAGGGGGCGCCAUCGUGGAGAACACCACGACUGGCAUCAGCCGCGACGUGAAGACCCUCAAGAGGCUGGCCAAGGAGACCGGCGUCCACAUCGUGGCCGGGGCUGGCUUCUACGUGGACGUCACACACUCCAGUGAGACGCGGAAGAUGACUGUGGAGAAGCUCACCGACAUCAUCGUAAGCGAGGUUCUCCACGGGGCCGAUGGUACAGACAUCAAGUGUGGCGUGAUUGGGGAGAUCGGCACGUCCUGGCCAAUCACGGACAGCGAGACGAAGGUCCUGAAGGCCACAGCCCAUGCCCAGACCCAGCUUGGCUGCCCCGUCAUCAUCCAUCCGGGUCGGAACCCCACUGCUCCUGCCGCUGUGGUCCGGAUCCUGCAGGAGGCCGGAGGUGACAUCAGCAAAACCGUCAUGUCUCACCUUGACAGAACCAUAUUUGACGAAGGGGAGCUCCUGGAGUUUGCGAAGAUGGGGAGCUACCUGGAGUAUGACCUGUUUGGGACAGAGAUGCUAAACUACCACUACAACCUGGAGGUGGACAUGCCCAGCGACAGCCAGAGAGUCAGGACCUUGGCUUUCCUGGUGGCGGAGGGCUACGAGGACAGGAUUGUCAUUGCGCACGACGUCCACACCAAGAACCGGCUGGUCAAGUACGGCGGGCACGGCUACUCGCACAUACUCAACAACAUCGUGCCCAAAAUGCAGACCAGGGGCAUCAGUCAGGUCCAGGUGGACAAGAUCCUGAUUGAGAACCCCAAACACUGGCUGACCUUCAAAUGAGGUGUAAUUUUACUCACCGGGCUAAACGGCCAGAAGUUUUCCUUUUUAACCCAGUAAAAAUCUGGACAAGAGCACCUGCUACGUGAUUGUAAUGUGAAAUUUCGGCCACGCUGUGAUUUUUUUCAAAAAUUGUAUGUAGCUUGUUCCUGUCAGUACCGGUGAAACAAAAGUAGCAGUGGUAAAUUUGUUCAUUCUGACUAUAAAUAUUGAUCAUUUACAUUAUGAAAUUGAUCAUUUGUCUGUUUAGCUUAGACUGUGGAAAUGGUGUCAACUAAAGAUGGCGUUGCUGCAAAAUUAUUGUAUCACUGCAGCAACAGUCACUGCUGUACUGCAUCAUCACAGCGAUGUUCUGGGAAGAACAAUCCAUAGCCACAGGGAAGGCAUUUGCUUUAAUAUGCGUAAUGCUCAUUUAAAAAUUUAAGUAGUACAAUAGUCUAAAUUGAAUGAAGGCCUCAAUAAAUAACCGUUUCAAUAUAUGCCAUGCAAAUGCGUACCUUAAUCUUGUCUAAGGUUCUAUUAACCUGUCAGUUCACGGCGAUGGAUUGUGUCUUAGAGUAUCUUAAAUGGAAUCAUAAAAUGCAGAAAAUCUAUCAGGCUGUAAGCAAUAUUUUUUGGACUGCAAACAAGUAUACUGGCGCUGUCGAACACAUGGUGCUAAGGGUGGUCAAUGUGACAUGAGCUGAGAAGGGAUAUUUCAAAUGAAGUAUGUGUGUCAAGUAGUAUAAUUAUUACAAACUUGUGAAGUAAAAUAGACUGUAAACACAGGCAUGCGUUUGCUGAUAAAUGACCUGGAACGGCAUUACCUCUGUGCUGUGUCACUUCCCGGUUUGUCGUUACCGCACUCUUUUAGGACUGAAACCCUGUGAGCUGUCCUCGGUGGCCUGGUGGAGGGCUGUGUAAUUAGGGAAUGUGUUCGGAGCCUGGCAGAUUGCAUUGAAGGACACCCGAACCUGCCGCUGAACAGGUGGUAUCGCAGAGUGGCUUCUCAUGUGAUAAAUGACAUGCUGGAGCAAUCGCUGACUGACUGUUAUAUUUUAAAUCCAAAGAAAAAAAAUUGACAUAAAUAAAUAAAUAAAUAAAUGAAGGAAUACUGAUAAAGCCGAGGCAGGGUGAAUUGUCCUUGGCUCGUGGCGUUUCAUUAAGCAUUGUCACUGAGAGGAGUGUUGAUAGCUUGCAGAUGAGCUCCCAUUGAGGCAGGAGGAGGGGGUGCGGUGCUGCCACAUUGCCUAAAUUAUUAUAUUAUACCCCAGAACCACAGGCUCCUUCCUGUGGGAGGAUUUCAGAGCAAUAAAAGUCUUUUUUUUUUU